Salarias fasciatus (jewelled blenny) is the source of this 3133-nucleotide messenger RNA. RefSeq names its product protein tyrosine phosphatase non-receptor type 6 (gene ptpn6). Gene Ontology annotation, molecular function: non-membrane spanning protein tyrosine phosphatase activity; phosphotyrosine residue binding. Gene Ontology annotation, cellular component: cytoplasm. Bases 1189 to 2937 code for a protein of 582 amino acids. Gene Ontology annotation, biological process: cell differentiation; intracellular signal transduction; peptidyl-tyrosine dephosphorylation. Lineage: Eukaryota; Metazoa; Chordata; Actinopteri; Blenniiformes; Blenniidae. The transcript is spliced from 16 exons. The record is from RefSeq and is a predicted model, not a curated record.
UCCACUUUUAUUCUGCUUUUUUUCUGAAACUACUUUCAGAAAACAAACAUUUGCGUGACAUUUGGAACGGCGGCUCUCUGCUCCGGAGUCCAGUGAGGAAAACAUCAACUUUGAGAAACACAUUUUACAUAUGUGCAAAUAUCUCACACCUCUUGUAUCCAAACAAGAUUUGCUACUUAAAUGCAGAUUGUUUGUCGUCAUAAAAUAUUUGUUUGUGCCUUUUUUGUCGCGUGUGGAGCACGUUGUGGUUGUGCUGAGCGUCGGGGCCUCUGUGGUGGAGGCCCUGUGCUGCACCGUGAAAAGCUCGUGCACGCUCCUCUUGGAGAAGCACGGCUCUGUCUGCACGGUGUGUGCUCAGCGUGGUCUUCAGCUGCCUCUGUAGGCUGAUCAAGGAGAAAGUUUGCAGUUGUAAAUGGUUUACCAGCUGAAAGCCACACAUACACACACACACACACACACACACACACACACACAGAUGUAUGCUGAGAGGGAAGGCUGGAGUGUGUACAUGAGGAAGUGCUCUGCGACCUUUGUGUGCUUCAUUCACACCUGGAAGUAAAAGGCAGGCUGAUAACAGUGUUGUCACACAGGUGGACGGGCAGAGAAGAGAAACUGCAGACGCUGAAGGAUCCAGGCUUGCAGAACAAAAAAAAAAAAAAAACAGAAGCUGAAGCUAUUUAUUUUACGCAUGUUUGAUUUGUGUUCCGAAGGUGGAGCGACUGACCGGUCGACAGUCAGAUUCACAGAUGAGUGAAAUCAUCUGGACCUUUGAUGCUGCCUGUGUUCUUUCCUCUGAAGCGAGGGAGCGGCGGCCGGUGAUUCUGCAGUCUGGACUCUCCCGGCUGCUGAGCAGUGAUGAGUUUUAGUUGUGGUCGUCAAUUACAAAAUAAAGAGAACGCAGCAGGUCCGGCGUCCGCGGGAGGAAUUCCGGCCCGUCAGCUAUUUUGGUUCCUGUCUUGCUUUCACUAUUUGUGAAAGGGGAUGUAAAAAGGAAGGAAGGAGAGAGCAAGUGCGAGAACGACAGAGGGGAGGAGAGGCGGACGCGAGCGGUCUGAGGCUCUCGCUCGAGCGCCACUCGUUUGACAGGCUGCCGAGAAGAAUUUGCAUUUAAAAGUCUCGAGUCUGCACGCGCUGCACAGGUACGAGCGGCUCCUCUUCUCUUUGCGCCAGAGGAAGUGAAGAGACGCCAUGGUUCGGUGGUUCCACAGAGACAUCACUGGCCUGCAGGCCGAGGACAUGCUGAAGUCCCGGGGCAUCCACGGCAGCUUUCUGGCUCGACCCAGCAAGAAGAAUGUGGGCGAUUUCUCGCUGUCUGUCAGGGUGGGUGAGCUGGUGACCCACAUCCGCAUCCAGAACACGGGCGACUACUACGACCUGUACGGCGGGGAGAAGUUCGCCACCCUGUCCGAGCUGGUGGAGUUCUACACGGCGGAGAACGGCAUCCUGCAGGACAAGGACGGCACCCAGAUCGAGCUGAAGUACCCCCUGAACUGCUCCGACCCCACCACCGAGAGGUGGUACCACGGCCACCUGUCCGGGCCCAAUGCAGAGAAGCUGCUGGCAGCGCGAGACGAGUCGGGGACCUUCCUGGUCAGGGAGUCGCUGUCCAAACCCGGAGACUUCGUCCUCUCCGUCCUGACGGACGAGAGAACCAAAACCGGAGGGAGGAGAGUCUCCCACAUCAAGAUAAUGUGCCAGAACGAGCGGUACACAGUGGGCGGGUCUGAAGCGUUCGACACGCUGACGGAUCUGGUGGAUUACUACAAACGCAAAGGCAUCGAGGAGAUUUCUGGAAACUGGGUUCAUUUGAAGCAGCCGUACUACUCCACCAGAGUGAACGCAGCAGACAUCGAGAGCCGGGUCAAACAGCUGGACCAGACCUCAGAGAAGCCAAAGGAGGGCGAAGGGGAGAAGAGCAAGGCGGGCUUCUGGGAGGAAUUUGACGCUCUUCAAAAACUGGAGGCAAAGGUGAAGAAGAGCAGAGAGGAAGGCCAGAGACCAGAAAACAAGAGCAAAAACAGAUACAAAAACAUCCUCCCCUUCAAUGACACCAGAGUCAUCCUGCAGAGCGCAGAUCCCAACGUCGUGGGUUCAGAUUACAUCAACGCCAACUAUGUGAAAAACAACUUGUCGGAGUCUACAGGCCAGAAGGUUUACAUCGCCACUCAGGGUUGCCUGGCAACGACUGUCAAUGAUUUCUGGCAAAUGGUAUGGCAGGAGAGAACGAGCGUGAUCGUCAUGACGACACGAGAGGUGGAGAAAGGACGGAAUAAGUGCGUGCCGUACUGGCCGGACGUUCACACCUCCAAACCUGCGGGAGCCUACAUGGUGACCUGCGAGCUGGAGAGGGAGGCCACAGAUUACAAAGUGCGGAUGUUGAACAUCGCUCCUGUGGACAGGCCGCAGGAAUCUCGUGCCAUUUGGCACUACCAGUACCUCAGCUGGCCUGAUCACGGCGUCCCCGAGCAGCCGGGCGGCGUCCUCAGCUUCCUCACUCAGGUCAACGCCAAGCAGGACGAAUAUCCCCACUCUGGGCCCAUGAUCAUCCACUGCAGUGCUGGAAUCGGACGAACGGGGACGAUUGUGGUGAUCGACAUGAUCAUUUCGACAAUCGACAACAUCGGAAUCGACUGUGACAUCGACAUCCCGAAGUACAUCCAGAUGGUGCGAGAGCAGCGCUCUGGGAUGGUCCAGACCGAAGCCCAGUACAAAUUCAUCUACCUGGCUGUGUCCGAGUACAUUCAAACCACCAAGGCCAAAGACUGCGCCUACAUGGAAACCGAUACCGAGUACGGAAAUCUGCAGCUCAAACACCAGCCGGCGAGCAGGAAGGUGUCAAAGAAUAAGGAGGACGUUUACCAGAAUCUGUCCAAAGGAAAGAAGGAGAUGAAGAAGUCAAAGUCGGACAAGAAAAGCGGCUCUGUGAAGAAAAAAUAAGGCGCUGCUGAGAACGUUUAUCAGAGUGUUAUGGUGUAUUUAUGCAGGUACUCUUUUACUGAAAAGGUCUUUCACUGGAGAUCAUAAAUGAUUUAAAGCUUUUGUUAAAAAAUGACAUGUUGAUGUCCCGUGUUUCACAGAUGUGCACGGUGCAUGUGUUUGUUAAAAUAAAUGCAGGUUUUCUGUGUAAACUGUC